AAUUAUGUUUUGUUUACAAUUUGCGAUUGCAAUAAACAAUAGCACAAGCAUUUGUUGCUAAUAACAUUUAUUUUUUUAAACAAUUUGGAGAUAGCUAGUAAAAAAAUGGAUCAAUAUCCUGAUGAAGAAGAGGAGUUUGAGCUUCGAUAUCAGGAGGAAUUGGAUAUGUUGGAGGAGUUGCCGCCUGAUGAAGUUGAGCUAUUUCCACCUACAGCACCAAAUAACUUCAAUAACACUGUAAAUACAGUAAAUGUGAUCGAUUCCGUUAAUUCGCCACAUUUAUCACAAAUCUCUAACGGCGGCGUUAGCACUGUUGGUGGUGUUGUCAAUAGGCGCCUUUUUGGCACACCACAGGCACCACACCAACGCAUUUCAUCAACUCCACUCGCCACCAACAAACAACAUGCAGCUCUGGCACCUAUAGCAGAGGUAAUAGAUUUAACACCUCUACCAGAAAGUGAACCAUUAGAAGAAUUCAAUGAACCUGCAGUAGAGCUGCAAGGCAUGGGUCUGCGUAACAAAAGACGUCUGGAACGUGAUCUCUUUGGUGAUAUUGAUGAUUUGUUUCAAAAUGAAACAUAUGAGGAUCCGAUUGCGAAGAAAGCACGCACUGAAGAGGAACGUGAUUUGGAUAUGAUUGAAAAAAUAUUACAAACACGUCGUCGCAUACAAGAAAAUAAUAAGGCAGUACGAAAGGAUGACUUGUCACGUUUGAAGGCGUUGCACGAAUUUAAAAUGCGUAACUUGUCAUACACUGUGCCCCAAUGGCCUUUCCAGGUGUUGAGAAGAAGUGAUCAAGAACGUAUUUUUGUACGUUUCCACUCAGAAGAGUAUGAAAAUCGUGCUUUGGAGGAAGUGCGUGCAUUGCCGCAAUAUGAUGGCCUACUGGGCGAACAUAAGCAACGUAUUUGGUCAGAAGCGAAUGAUAUUGUGUUGAAACGUGCAAGUACACCGUCCCAGCAACAGCAGGAGAAUGUAGUGGCACAACAGGUCUCAGCUGUUAGCACAACCAAUGCUGCGGCAGCAAAUGAUGAAGAAAAUCAAGAAGAAAUUUUAUGGGUAGAAAAAUAUAAGCCACGCAAAUACAUUGAUUUGCUCUCAGACGAGGCGACAAAUCGUAGCUUGCUCUAUUGGCUAAAAAUGUGGGACAAAAUUGUGUUUGGCAGGGAAUUCAAAAAGAAAGAUGAAAAUAAUUCAAAUAGCAACAACAACAAUUUGAACACAUUCAACAAACGCACCGGCAAAUUUGAAUCGAAUGGUGGUUGGCGUAAACGAAAAUUUCAAUCUAUGUUGGACACAAAUUUAGAUGAACAUGGUCGCCCUAUGCAAAAGGUCGCUUUACUUUGUGGGCCGCCUGGUUUGGGUAAAACGACACUGGCACAUACGAUAGCUCGACAUGCUGGUUAUGCAGUGCGUGAAAUAAAUGCAUCAGACGAUCGUAGUCCCGAAGCAUUCAAACAAGCCUUAGAAAAUGGCACACAAAUGUCAUCGGUAUUGAAUGAAGAUCGGCGUCCAAAUUGUAUUAUAUUAGAUGAAAUCGAUGGCGCACCACGUCAAUCAAUUGAAUUCCUCGUUAAAUUCGUAACGGACAAUGUGGUGAACAAGUCUAAGGCUAAAGCCAAGGCCAAAGCGGAGCGUAAUCUGCUCAAGCGGCCUAUCAUUUGUAUUUGUAAUGAUAUAUAUGAGCCAGCGUUGCGUCCAUUACGCCAAAUCGCUUUUGUUGUUACAUUUCCGCCCAUCGAAACGACGAGGUUGACGGAGAGGCUUUUGCAAAUAGCGCAAAUAGAGCGUUUAAAAACUGAUUUCAGUGCCUUGUACGCCAUGUCGGAGAAAUCGGGUAAUGAUGUACGUUGCUGCAUUUCAACAUUACAGUUUUUCAACGCCCAGAAGAAAGUUUUGACGCUGCAAGAUGUGCUCAGUGCGAAUUUGGGACAAAAAGACCGACAGCAAGGUCUCUUCGAUGUAUGGGGCGCAGUGUUUAGGAUACAACGUCCUCGCAAGCAAUUGGACAAAUCCAAGCUACAUGACAAUACAGAUAAUGUUGAGAUAACUAUGACCGACAUGUCGACUACUACACGCGUACGUAAUGUUUUGGAAGUUGUGCACGGUGGGGGUGAUUAUGAACGUCUCACUCAGGGUGUUUUUGAAAAUUAUCUACACCAGAAAAUGCCCGAUCCCAAUUUGACUGCUGUUGUAGAUGCUACAAAAUGGUUUAGUUUCACGGAUUUGGUGCAACAUCAAAUAAAUCACCUGCAGAACUAUUCAGUUUAUCCUUAUCUACAGUAUGGAUUCCCUGCAUGGCAUCUUAUGUUUGCGACACUCGCCUGGCCGAAAAUCAAUUUCCCCACAAAAGGUUUUGAGUUCAGACAGAAGCAUACGACACAAAGUAAUAUUUUUCAAGCUCUUCGUAAGGGUAUUACAACGGGCAUGAAUGGUCUUGGACAGGGUCAUGUCGUACUUAUAGAAACUGUGCCGUUACUUAAGCGUAUAUUAUCGCCACAAUUUCGUUCAGUUGCAGUGCAAUUACUGUCUCAGAGAGAACGUGAUGACCUCAAUCACACUGUUACUGUUAUGGCCGAUCUUGGUUUAACCUACACACAGAUAAAGGCGGCUGAGGGUUCAUACGUUUUUCAAAUGGAACCCGAUCUGGAUGCAUUGGCGCAAUUUCCAGGCUACCCAGGUAUCCAGCUGAAUUACUUCAGCCGCCAGUUAGUUGCACGUGAAGUCGAACUGGAACGUAUAAGACGUUCUACGCCACGCUUAGGUGUUGAAACGAGUACAGGCAAGGCAACUGCUAACAAUGCAGCAGCUGCUAAAAAGGAUGCCACAAAAAAUCUACCAAACCAUUUGCAACGUCUAAAAGCGAAGCAAAUCGAUAAUAAUAGAAAUGCAAAUGCGAAGAAAGAUGUUAUUUCGAAAGAUUUCUUUGGUCGCAUACAACAUAAAACAGUUGGUGGGCAUCGUGAUGAUUGUAAAACGGAUGCUAUUGUUAAAAGUCCAAUUUGGUAUCGCUAUAAAGAGGGUUUCAAUAAUGCUGUGCGCAAGGAUAUUCAUAUGAAUGAGUUGCUGUAGGGCACUUUGAUGGUGUUGAAAUGCUGAAAGAAUGUAAUCUUAAAAGGGUGACAACCUAACUAACGUUAUUUUGGUGUUCUUGUGAAAUUUUAUUAUUUUUACCUCUAUAAAUUAUUUAAUUG
This is a messenger RNA of Ceratitis capitata (Mediterranean fruit fly), 3194 nucleotides long. RefSeq names its product chromosome transmission fidelity protein 18 homolog (gene cutlet). The record is from RefSeq and is a predicted model, not a curated record. Gene Ontology annotation, molecular function: ATP hydrolysis activity; ATP binding. Lineage: Eukaryota; Metazoa; Arthropoda; Insecta; Diptera; Tephritidae. The transcript is spliced from 14 exons. The coding region runs from base 106 to 3072 and encodes 988 amino acids.